AUGUACUUUUUCGGCGGGAACGCGUCGCAUCGGCACGUGCAGCACUCGACCAAGAUCCUGCGGCAGCUCUUCGACGCGCGCCAGCACUGGCGCGAAGCCCGCAUCCAGCAGGCGCUCACGUACCCUGAGUACAUGGUCCAAAUAACGUCCAAGAUGAUGCGUUUGAGCGGCAACAUCUGCAUGCAGUGCGGUCGGCGCACGCACGUGGCCGGCGACGUGCUCUGCCUCGUCGAGACGGCACCGCGCCACCACCCGGCAGUCGACCACGUGGGCGACAAGGCCCACAUUGGCAACCGCAUCGAGGCGCUCGGUGGCGGCGACGACGAGCACGGAGCCUCGAACGGCACGCGGUCCUAA
Molecule: messenger RNA, 357 nt
Organism: Saprolegnia parasitica CBS 223.65
Lineage: Eukaryota; Oomycota; Saprolegniomycetes; Saprolegniales; Saprolegniaceae
Exons: 3
Coding region: 1-357 (118 amino acids)
Source: RefSeq, a predicted model, not a curated record